AAGUUCAUUGCUGUUGGUUGUGACACUUACGCGAUCUUUGAAGGAGUGCGUGGGAGCGAAAAGUACGUAACCGGUUGCAUGACCUUCUGCGAGAGCUUAGGGAGCAUUAGUGAGUCUUGCUCCGGCAUUGGGUGCUGCCAGACUUCAAUCCCAAGUGGGCUUCAAGUUCGUACCGUGAUGAUGAGUAGCUACUCCAAUCAUACGCUUAUAUGGGACUUUAAUCCAUGUAGCUAUUCCUUCAUUGUGGAAGAAGGCCAGUUCACAUUUUCUAAUAGAAGUUUCCAAGAGCUCGAAAACACAAGCCGGCUUCCGAUGGUUCUCAAUUGGGCAAUUGGGGAUGAAGAAUGUGAUGCAGCUCAAAAGAGGGAGGACUAUGCAUGCAAGGGAAAUAGCACUUGUGUCAGCCCCGUCAAUCUGUCCGGCUACUUUUGUCAGUGCUUGCCAGGUUACGAAGGAAAUCCGUACCCCCCAGAGGGUUGUCAUGAUAUCGACGAGUGUGAGAUUUCAAACCGUUGCAGCGCGCAGGAGCGUGUAUAA
Molecule: messenger RNA, 537 nt
Organism: Malus domestica (apple)
Lineage: Eukaryota; Viridiplantae; Streptophyta; Magnoliopsida; Rosales; Rosaceae
Source: RefSeq, a predicted model, not a curated record